Diceros bicornis minor is the source of this 5466-nucleotide messenger RNA. It is a transcript of the gene PLPP3, whose product is annotated as phospholipid phosphatase 3. The transcript has 6 exons. Bases 565 to 1422 code for a protein of 285 amino acids. Gene Ontology annotation, biological process: canonical Wnt signaling pathway; phospholipid dephosphorylation; phospholipid metabolic process. NCBI's taxonomy places the organism in Eukaryota, Metazoa, Chordata, Mammalia, Perissodactyla, Rhinocerotidae. Gene Ontology annotation, molecular function: phosphatidate phosphatase activity. The record is from RefSeq and is a predicted model, not a curated record.
UGAAUCCCUUCAGAGCCAAGUAAGGAGGUCCCUCUCUUUCCCCCUCUCUCUUUUUUAAAGGACCUCGUGAAAUAAAAGAGCAGAAAACAAACCCAGGCGAUCACAGCAGCAGCCGCGGCGGCAGCAGCAGCAGCAGCAGGAGGAGGAGGAGGAGAAGUUGGAGUGGGGCAGGCGCUCCGGAGUGGCCGGGCUCCGCGCGGCUCCCAUUCAUUAAGGAGCCAGCGGCGGAGGAAGGUGGCCGGGCGCCCGCGCUGCCCACUCGCUCGCGCACGCAGACACACGCCAGCCCCGCGCCCCCCGGCCGCGCAGCUCUGCAAAAGUUUCUGCUCGGGGUUUGGCUCUCCUCCCCCUGCACUGUGGAAGCAGGAAAGCAGAGGCGCACCAGGGGAGCAGAAAACACCACCGCCUGCAGUCGGAAGCGGGCGGCGGGGCUGCACUCUCGCCGCCGCGCCCGAGCCGGGGCCGACCGCCCCUCUCCGGAGCAGUACCGGCCGGGAGGCGACCCGGGCGCCUGGGUGUGUGGCUGCUGUCGCGGGGCGGGAGGCUCGCGCCGCAGCCAGCGCCAUGCAAAACUACAAGUACGACAAGGCGAUCGCCCCGGAGAGCAAGAACGGCGGCAGCCCGGCGCUCAACAACAACCCGAGGAAGGGCGGCAGCAAGCGGGUGCUGCUCGUCUGCCUCGACCUCUUCUGCCUCUUCAUGGCGGGCCUGCCCUUCAUCAUCAUUGAGACAAGCACCAUCAAGCCGUACCAUCGAGGGUUUUAUUGCAAUGACGAGAGCAUCAAGUAUCCACUGAAGACUGGAGAGACGAUAAAUGACGCUGUGCUCUGUGCGGUGGGGAUUGUCAUCGCCAUCCUCGCGAUCAUCACGGGGGAAUUCUACCGGAUCUAUUACCUGAAGGAGAAGUCCCGGUCAACCAUUCAGAAUCCCUAUGUGGCAGCCCUCUAUAAGCAAGUGGGCUGCUUCCUCUUCGGCUGUGCCAUCAGCCAGUCUUUCACAGACAUUGCCAAAGUCUCCAUAGGGCGCCUGCGUCCUCACUUCUUGAGCGUCUGCAACCCUGAUUUCAGCCAGAUCAACUGCUCUGAGGGCUACAUCCAAAACUACAAAUGCAGAGGUGACGACAGCAAGGUCCAGGAAGCCAGGAAGUCUUUCUUCUCUGGCCACGCCUCCUUCUCCAUGUACACGAUGCUCUAUUUGGUGCUGUACCUGCAGGCCCGCUUCACCUGGCGAGGUGCCCGCCUGCUCCGGCCCCUCCUGCAGUUCACCCUGAUCAUGAUGGCCUUCUACACAGGACUGUCCCGCGUGUCUGACCAUAAGCACCAUCCCAGCGACGUCCUGGCAGGGUUUGCUCAAGGCGCCCUGGUGGCCUGCUGCAUAGAUGCUGUGUGGGGGUCUACCUUUACUGGCAGAGGAGUUCUAUGACCAUGAUGUCACCACGGCUCAGUUGGAGGACUCCAGCAUGAAUCAAGACAGCAGAGGAAAUGAGUGGUGAUCCCCCAAGGAGACAAGCUUAUAAAGUCAUCAUCAGUGACAGCAAAGGAAAUUAAGGAAAACCAAGGUCUGAGUUAUGAGUACAACCAGUGUUGGUGUAUGCGUUCCUCAUUUAUUCAGUGAACAUUCACGGAGCUCCUACACUGAGAGUUAGACGUAGCUCCUGCCCUCAAGGAAUUUACAGUCUAACGAGGGAGACUGACAUAUGGACAAACAGAAAGACAAAGGAAAGCCCAGGAGGCUAUGGAAACCCAGAAAAGAGGAAUCUAAAUGACAGGAAGACCAGAGAGGAAGCAAACCACACUCACGCUGAUAAAGAACGUGUCUUCGAGUCAGGUAGACUUGAGUUUAAACCUCCGCUCUGCCACUUAACUACGUAAGCCACUCGCUAAUUGAGCCUCUAUUUCUUCAGUUGGGCAUUGUAGAUAACAUACCUAUGCAAAAUGGUUGUGAUGAUUAAAGGAAAUGAGUUUUUAGCAUAAAGCCUGACUCACUGCAAGCACUUAAAUGGAAGAUAUUUUAUUAUGUGUUAUAUAGAUGAUGCUUAAUGCUAAAUUUUGAAGCAAGUAGGAGUUGGCUAGAUGAAGAAAAGGGAGAUGGUGUUCCAGACAGAGCAUACAACCAUGUCCAAAGGCCAUCGGGUGCGGUGUGUACUGAUCUCGGAGACAGAGAGAGAAAGGGGGGAAAGGGCAGUUUGGAGGAGAGAGCGGUAGAUGAGUGGAGAUGAGGAGCUCUGUUUUGGAUAUGUUGAACUUCAGGUGUUUGUGGGAUGUUGAGGCGGACACGUCCAGGAAAUAGUUGGAUAAAUAAGUCUGUAGUUCAGUUAUUCAUUCAUUCAUUCAUUCAACAAAUAUUUAUUAUCUACUAUGUGACAGACAAUGCUUUGGGUUCCGAAUAUAGCAACGAACAAAACAAAAUAAAGCUUGCAUUCCAGUUGGGGGCUCAAAUCGCUAGCUCAGAAUAGACAUCUGGGCUGGAGGUAGACUUUGAUGAGUCAACACCCUGCACACAGUAAGGGUGGAGAAAGCCACAAGGCAUGGAUGAGACAGAUGGCCCAGUGGGGAGUGUAGAAUGAGAAGAGUGGGCUUAUUCUGGAUCAAGUUCAGGCAGGAUAUUUCUUUUCUAUAGCUUAGAGGAUUGAACUGCUUUGAUAAAUGUCUGCAAAUCCCUUAAAUAUGCUUACUUUCUGACUGUACUCAACUCCCAAUCUAGCCACCACUUCUGUGAGAGGUGGACAAAUCAGAUUUGGUUGUCUUACCUCUAAAACAGGAAUAAUAUGGCUUUAGCCAGCCUCAACAUAACUUUCUUGCUUUAGGACCUCUGCAGUCUCUGUUCCUUCUGCGUGGAAUGCCCUUCCCUGUGACCUUCUCCUGCUUGGUUUCUUCUUGUUUUUCAGAUCUCUGCUCAGCCAAUGCUUCUGCAGAGAGGACUUCCCUGACCCUCCAGUAUAAAUCAGAAUAAACCCAGGCCCUGGCUACUCUAGCAGCCGAUUUCUAAUCACUGUCUGAUAUUUUUCUUACCACUUUUCACUUAUUGUUGAUUCUCCCACACCCCAACCAGAAUGUGUCAUGAGAGUAUGGAUCAAGCUUGUCUUGUUCUUUGUAAUAGUCCCAUCUCUUAGACUGGAUCCUGGCACAUAGUAGGCAAGCAGUAGUUUUUAAAUUAUUUUGAAUUAUUUGAAUAAUUUUCAACAAAUAAGGGAUUUUCCAACUUUAGGAGUAAACAUUAAAAAACAAUUUUUGAACAUUUCUAUGUGCCAAGUACCUUGUUAAAGUGCUGGGGAUACAGAACUCAAUCUUAUACGCAAACAGGUUUAUAAUCUCAUGAGAGAUACAGACACCUAUGAAGCUACUAUAAGGGAGUGAAUAAAAGUGGAUCAGAGGUUUGGGUUGGUGUGAGGAAGAUCUGGAGAUCCUUCCUGUAUUCGUGGAGGAUGGAACUAGAUACAGUAGUCCCCCCUUAUCCCUGAUUUCACUUUCCAACGUUUUAAUUACCCUUGGUCAACUGCAAUCCAGAAGCAGAUAAUCCUCCUUCUGACCUAUCGUCAGAAGGUCAAUAGUCGCUUAAUGCUAUGUCACAACGCCCAAGUCAUUCACCUCACUUCAUCUCAUCACGUAGGCAUUGUAUCAUCUCACGUCAUCACAAGAAGAAGAAGGGUGAGUACAGUACGAUAAGAUAUUUUGAGAGAGAGAGAAAGACCACAUUCACAUAACUUCUAAUACAGUAUAUUGUUAUAAUUGUUCUAUUUUAUUAUUAUUGUUGUUGUUGUUAAUCUUUUACUGUACCUAAUUAUAAAUUAAACUUUAUCCUAGGUAUGUAUGUAUAGGAAAAAACAUAGUAUAUAUAGGGUUCGGUACUAUCCACAAUUUUAUGCAUCAGCUAGGGGUCUUGGAGCACAUCCCCCACAGAUAAGGGGGGACUACUGUAGUCUCAGGGCUCCAAAUUGGAAUACUGGGGCCAACUUGAUAUUCUGACCCAGAGACUUGAUUGAUGAAUGAAAAGAUGGGACAGGAGAAUGGGUCCACUUUAAAUCUACACUAGACUGUGAACUUUAUAUCUGUUUGGCUGACAUUGUACAUCAUAUAUAGAUAUAUAUACACAAACAGAGUUGGUGCUCAAUAAAUAUUUUUUGAGCAAACAAAAAUCUUAUCUUAGUGUGAGAUAAAGUUUAGAGCUGGUAUAUACCUACAAUGGAAUAUAAUUCAGUGUUAACAAGGAAGGAAAUUCAGACACAUGCUACAACAUGGAUGAAACUUGAGGACAUUAUGCUAAAUGAAAUAAGCCAGUCACAAAAGACAAAUAUGUUUAAUUUCACUUAUAUGAGGUAUCUAGAGUAGUCAAACUAAUAGAAACACAAAGUAGAAUGCUGGUUGCCAGGGAGUCGGAGGUGGAGGGGACGGAAAGUUGUUUCAUGUGUAUAGAGUUUCAGCUUUGCAAGAUGAAAAAGUUCUGGCAAUUGGUUGCACAACAUUGUGAAUAUACUUAACACUACUGAACUGUACACUUAGAAAUGGUUAAGAUGGUAAAUUUUAUGUUGUUUGUAUUUUACUACAUUUAAAAGUAAAAAAAUAAAUUAAAUAAAAUUCAGAGUGCAUGACUGGUGAUUCAGCCGCACCUGGAUCUGUUAUUUUGUUCUCUUAUAAGAAGUUAAAGAACUCGAAAGUCUGUGUUUUGUUUGCGGUGAGAGUUCCUCCUGUGUUCAGAUUCUGUGCACCUGCAUGAAAGGGGGAAGAGGAAACUGAGGCUCAGAGAGGUUUCAGAACUUGUCCAAGUUCACUCUGCCAGCAGGGCUGGUCCCAUGAUUAGAACCCAAGUCUUUUGACUCUAGUGCAGUGCUCUUCCACUCCACUGACGGUCAGGGUCAGGGUCAAGGUCAGCCUCUGCAGCCACCUCUCGCAUCCUGAUCCUGCCUGGGUCACCACUGUUCCUGCUACAGGAGACAGAGGAUGCAUUUCCUUGACAUUUCUGCUUGAAUGGUCUACUAGGCAUCUCACUGUUAGCAUGCCCUAACUGAGCUCCUGAUUUAUUAGUUAUCAGAGGAUUUAUUUUUAAAAAUAAUGUUUGAUAGUAGUUCACUAUGUGGUUUUUGGAAUAUAACUUAGAAGGAGUUCAAAGAAUGAGUCACAUUUCUAAAACAAAACUCUUUCCCCAUGUACUUAUUUUUGAGAAUAAGGUCUCUCAGUGCUGACAUCUGUAAAUAUGCAAAAUAGGAAUAGAAUUGAUGUUUAACCCUGUGUCACUCUAGCAAUAAAUAUUAGAUACCAAUGGGAUACAAGAACUAAUUAAAGGAAGUCUCCAUAUAUCUUAUUAUGAGAUGAAUUUCCGAUAAAAUCUUACUUUAUAUGUUUAGGAAUUACUUUUAAAAAUCCGUAAUAUAUUUGUUAUUUUAAUCAAUUGUGUACUACUGAUAAUUAUAGUGGAAAAUCAAUUCAGAUAGAAUUUCUUAAUACUUAGAAUCAUAUGGUUACAGGAAAC